Drosophila bipectinata is the source of this 1920-nucleotide messenger RNA. RefSeq names its product DNA polymerase alpha subunit B (gene PolA2). Lineage: Eukaryota; Metazoa; Arthropoda; Insecta; Diptera; Drosophilidae. Gene Ontology annotation, molecular function: DNA binding. Gene Ontology annotation, biological process: DNA replication; DNA replication initiation. Gene Ontology annotation, cellular component: alpha DNA polymerase:primase complex. The record is from RefSeq and is a predicted model, not a curated record.
UUGUAUAAUCUGGCAACGCCGUGGAUUUUGCCGCCAAAAGAAAAGUUGCUGGUGUUUAUUUACAAAGAUAACACACUUUUAAGAACCUCGAAUGGACGCGGAAAUAAAGCAGCAGUUCGAUGAAAUGGGCGUGGAGCCCGAGGAUGCGGUGGUGGAGAGGUGUGUGGACCUGGCCAUCACGUAUAAUGUAACCGAUGCUACGGAGUUUGUGGAACAGUGGAUGGCGUUCAGCCUGUCACAUCUUCACGGCGAGGAUCCUACCACCGACAACCUCGGAGAGUUCGAGCGCAAGGUGCUGCAGCUUAGGAAAGACAAGAUUGCUUCCAAGGCAUCUGCUCAGAAGGUGAACUCCUAUGCUGCGACAGAAACAAACUCCCUGGCCACCUAUGGCCUUAUUGAAGACGACCCCAUGAUGGAGGACUACAUGGGAGAUUCGGUAGCGGAUUCCUCUGCCAUGCACACGCCCAAGAGCAAAAAGGAAGCACCUCGCCCUGCAGGUCUCAAGGGCGGAGUGCUCUUCAGUCCCGCCAGCUUCACUCCCCAAUCUGCUAAAAAGAAUCAAACAGGAACCCCAGGAAACGCAGUUAAGGGCAAACCAGGCGAUGUUGUGGACUCUUUUGGACACCCAAAGCUCUUGUCCGGUUCCAACUGGCAGUCGGAUAUGGAACACACAGUGCCUGUUGUCCAAAAACUUCUCCACAAAGACGCCCCACUGACUGUGGCCAACCUGGGCUACAUGAACGAUCUGCUAAGUGAGCGUUGCGAUGACCUGCACGAUCGACUGGUAGAUACUGGACGAGCGCUGAUAGACAGGAAGCUAGGCGCUGAAGGAGCAGCCGAGUGCAGCUGGUAUCCGCAAGACAAACAUACGCUUGAAGCCCUCCACUUACUGCACGCUGUAGGGAUGAUCCAUUCCGAAGACGAUGGCCCGCUGGACCCUCACUCUGCUUUUCUAUCCGUAUCCGACAUUGACAACAACAGCUUCCUCUCGCUGAACUUCUCACGGAUCAAGUCAUGCAGUAUAUUCCCAGGACAAGUUGUGCUCGCUAAAGGGUUCAUUCCAAAGGGCAAUUCCUUUGUGGUGGAGGAGAUCCACACUGAGCGGAAACUGACUCCCCCAAAUCCCUUAAAAGUUGACAGGGAGCUGCAGUUUGUAGUGGCUUCCGGUCCAUUCACAGAUAGCACCGAUCUGUGCUAUGAGCCGCUUCACGACCUCCUGAAUUACCUCAAAGAUCACAGACCCGACGUGCUAGUCUUAACUGGUCCCUUCCUGGAUGCAGAGCACAAAACUAUUGGUGAGCUAGUGGAAACAUUCGAAUCCUUCUUCGAGAAGAUGAUUGCUGGAAUUAUGGAAGUGGUUGGGUCCCACACCACAGUGCUGAUGGUGAGUAGCCAAAAGGAUGCUAUGGCUCACUCCGUAUAUCCCACCCCACCACCAACUCUCCGGAAAAGUUAUCCUAACUUGCACUUGCUGCCCGACCCUUCCAUUGUGGACCUGGAUGGAAUAACACUGGGCGUCACCUCCACUGAUGUGGUGGAUCAUCUGCUGAGCCACGAACUGGCAGCGAAUGCGGGCGAGCGAAUGCAUCGGGCCAUCAACCAUUUGUUUCAUCAGGGUUCCUUCUACCCCAUUUAUCCGCCGGCGGACGAAGACAUGUCCUACGAUUCCCAGCUAGCCCUCAAGUACGCCCAAAUCAGACAGUUGCCAAACGUGCUCAUACUGCCCGGCGAUCAGCGACACUUUAUCCGCUUGGUAAGCGACUGCCUAGUCAUCAAUCCCGGACGACUGUCGGAUAGUAAGGGCGGCACAUUCGCCCGCUUCUUAGUUUCGCCCACAGUCCCCGGAAAGGUGGCCAACAUGUUCAACAGUGUGGCAUGUCAGGUGCAACGCAUCUAAACAUAUUUUAGAAACGAAAAAUA